CGCGGCGCGCCUUACUUUGUGUCAUCCACACGAAUAGUCCAUUCAUCACUCAUUACCCUGGCUACUUACUCAGCCCGCGUCUCACUUAUGCCUGGCUCUCGCAAACUCAAAUGUACCAGUUGCCGAAUGCGGCAUAAGGCUUGUACACCAGGGAGUCACGCCAACAUUUGCUCAGAGUGCGGGGGACUUCGAUAUGCGUGUUCAUUAGCGGCCACCGCAUCGGCCAUUGGAACAUCACACCAUCAAUCAAGUUCGAUUGAUAUCCCCCAAGCAGUAGCAUUCGAUGGGGUGUUGACCGGAAGCUCGCCAAUUCUAAGCAAUGAAGUCCAAGCUACGCCAACCGUACCCAACUUCGCAGCCUCCCUUGGGGUCUUUGCUCCUACGUUCCCCAUCGAGUUGCAGAAUCAGUCUGGCGCUCCUGAUCUUGCUAGCGUUUCUGCGCAAAGCCGCUCGACCGAACGCCCCGACUAUGUAGGAGGCGUUCCCACCCUUCCUAACCCUCAACCGUUCGAAGAAUCCUUAGCGGAUUUCCUGCGAUUCAGCCGUUACGUCCUCUUACGUUUCCCAGGCUCGUAUCAGAUCGUCCUUGAGCGGGACAAUUCCAGAGGCGAUGAAAGGGACCCCCAGCUAUGAUACACCAGUGGAUAUCUGUGACUCACAGUCCGCUGUAGAUACUAAAGCGCGUGUUUGGCAUGCUUCGCGCACUGCAUGCGAUGCUUAUGUUCACGAAUCAAUUAUGGUUCAAAGGGAGG
Cantharellus anzutake is the source of this 752-nucleotide messenger RNA. RefSeq lists its product as uncharacterized. The record is from RefSeq and is a predicted model, not a curated record. NCBI's taxonomy places the organism in Eukaryota, Fungi, Basidiomycota, Agaricomycetes, Cantharellales, Hydnaceae. Bases 88 to 633 code for a protein of 181 amino acids. The transcript is spliced from 7 exons.